This is a messenger RNA of Aspergillus sclerotioniger CBS 115572, 2456 nucleotides long. RefSeq lists its product as uncharacterized. The transcript has a single exon. The record is from RefSeq and is a predicted model, not a curated record. The coding region runs from base 279 to 2450 and encodes 723 amino acids. NCBI's taxonomy places the organism in Eukaryota, Fungi, Ascomycota, Eurotiomycetes, Eurotiales, Aspergillaceae.
UCUUGUUUGCUCUCUUACAUGCAGACUUCCUUGCCCUCUCUGCCGUCACUGCCGUUGCUUGAUCUAUCUAUGGCGUUUUGUUCUGACUCGCCUUUCCGUGCAUUCGGCCGCUGACCUGCAGCUCCCACGCUGCCUUCCGUCCGUCUUCCGGAUCUCGAAUCCUUCCCACCUCCCAAUUCCUCACCUCCGAUCGAGUCGGUCGUGUUUCGCCGCCUCUUCCUCUCUCUGCCUCGAUCUUUCCGUCUCUCCCUACCCCAUUGCCCCUCUAUACCUUUCUCAUGCCCGCCCUCGAGGUCCCCGAGACCGGGUUGUCUCUCUGCAGAGACAACCACGGCAAUGACGCUACGAACAAGCCCCCCCAGAUCAUGCGGCUGAAUUUAGCUCAGAGCACCCUCGACGAGCUGAUUCAGAGCCUCCGAAAUGAUCAGACAGCUCGAAUCCGCCUGGGGAAACACUCGACCCUCUACUACGGCUCCAAAUCUCAGCCCUUCCACUCCAACCCCGAGACGUGUCGAUCAGAGCUAUAUCGCGGCAGCUCCGCAGACAAGGAAAACUUAUAUUUCACCGGUGUUUUGAGCCAUAGCUUGGAAGUGCAGAAGGCGAAGGAGGACACUGCGGCCACAGAUCAGGCAUUGGCCACCCUGGAGCAAAGGCUGAGCGCCUUUGAAAGAGGAAAGGAGUCGAAGAAGACUCAUAUAAUCACCAGCAUUGACGAGGUGAGAGCUUUGCGGGCUGGCGACAACCGGUCCAGCUCUGGGAAACAUGCUGCUCGUCUGGCUCGUCCCGCAAGCAGGGUGGAGCUGGAGAAGGAUCGGCUGCUCACUGCCACCAAUCGCUCCGUUUCCUCGAGUCCGGCUUUGGGGGUUGCUCGAUCUCCUGUGUCCAUGCCUCCGCUUACGCCCACCUCCGUUCCGCUUUCCCAAAACAAAGAUCGCAUUCGCCUCGAAGCCCUCAAGGUCCCCUUUAUUCACCUCCUCGCCGUCCGUGCGGUUUCCGCCAAAUUCCUUGCCCGCCAGACCCGUUCGUCCCUCGAAGACUGUGAGGCCUUGGCUCGGAAAUAUGGUGCCGAGAACCGAAUCAAUCCGGAGAAGUUCGAUCUCAAGGACAAAUUAUAUCGGGACCUCGAUGUCUGGAAAUUCCCCUACCCGUCUCAGGAAGACAGGCUGGAGGCCAUCGAAAAUGCCAUCUCCGCUUUCGAUCGCUUGCGGAUCUCCCGCUCCGACAAGCUAUGGCAGCUGCUUCUUCCCAAGGAAGAACGCGGAAAGGGCAAGUGCCUGUCACGCCUGGACCUGCGGACGGGGCCCAUCAAGAAAGCUGCUACACCUCGGAUACAAGUACAAAAUUCUGAUGACAACGGCAAAGACGGCUACGCUACUGGCCAGGAGACCGAUAAAGCUAGUGGCAAUGGUCUAACACCGAGGACUGCUGAGCCGACAUCAGCUCCCAAGUCUGGGACGAUCGCGCAAAAGAAACGGAUCGGCGAAAAAGAUGCAGGUGCAAAACGGCCUGCCACAAAGAGCAAAAGUGUGGCUAAUAGUACCUUGACUGGACGCGUCACCAAGAAGGCGGAGCGGAAGCCGGCUGCGAAACCAGAGGGCAAAUUCAAAUCAGCGGAAUUUGUUCAUGACUCGGAUGAGGACGACACAGACAUGCCAGACGCCUCGUCCGCAGAGAAGCCUCAGCCUGAGAAAAUUCCAAAGCCUGAACAUAAGCUGCCGGCCAAACCGCCAACCCUCAACCCUCCUAGGGAAUCUUCCCAUACGCCGACACCGAAGGUAGAGCAACCGGAAGCUACAUUUAAAGCCGAAUCAUCCAACCAAGCCCCUCAUCGGCCAACUGCAGCGAAGCGACCUCCUUCAUCGCGGCCCCCAGCCUUGAAGUCCCCGCAGAAGUCCCCGCAGAAGCCGUCGCCACUCGGGUCCUCUCCCCCAACCAAUGCCUCUGAUAUCCAAAGUCGCAGCCGUUCUUCCAGCCAGAACAAUUCGUCCAGUUCCUCAUCGUCACCACUUAUAACCCAGGUGAACAGACCCAAACCUACUGCGGGAGUCCCCAUUGUGAGGAAGGUGGUAAAGCCCAAUGGGGUGUCCAGACCGGCUGAGAUGGCCAAUCCCUUGAAGCGCAAAGCGGAGCUUGAGCGACCUGCAGUGUCAUCUCAGGCUCCCGCCCGCACUGGGGAUCUUGAGCACAAACGCCGGCGGGCCGUGAGCACGUCCAGUGGCAGCACUGGGAGCGCUUCGCCGCCCCUCAGCCGCGAAAUCCUCCUCCAGCAAUUGCGCGAGAAAUCGCAGAGAUUCAAGAACUUCUAUGUCAAGUACCGCACCUUGCAUGACGCACUAGCCUCGCAGUCCAACCCACCACGAGCGGAACUGGACAAGCUCCACAAACAGCACGUUAAGCUGCAGCGGAUGAAAAAGGAGAUAUGGGACGAAGAUCGACGGCUCCGGGAUUGACUAACG